Messenger RNA from Ilex paraguariensis (yerba mate), 2077 nucleotides. The record is from the annotation of a GenBank genome assembly. Lineage: Eukaryota; Viridiplantae; Streptophyta; Magnoliopsida; Aquifoliales; Aquifoliaceae.
UUACUGAUACCUAAAACAAACGCACACCGAAUAAUCUCUCUCGUUUAUGAGUUUGACAAAAACCAAACGCGGCUCGGUCGCUUUCUUUCUUUCUCUGAGAUCUCUGAUUACAUUUGAUUUAGGUUAUUAAUUUUGCGGAAACUGUCUAACAGAGAGAGAUCAAACGGAGAUGAUGACAAAGAACGGAGUGGUAGGAUCAGAUUUAGUUGUAUCGGAGAGGAGGCCGAAGACUAAGAUAGUAUGUACUCUGGGUCCGGCGUCAAGGUCCGUCCCCAUGGUCGAGAAGCUUCUCAGGGCUGGAAUGAACGUCGCGCGCUUCAACUUCUCUCACGGAUCACACGAAUACCAUCAGGAAACCCUAAAUAAUCUCCGAACCGCCAUGGAAAACACCGGCAUACUCUGUGCCGUCAUGCUCGACACCAAGGGUCCAGAAAUUCGAACUGGAUUUUUGAAAGAUGGCAAGUCCAUCCAAUUGAAACAGGGUCAAGAGAUCACCAUCUCUACAGAUUAUAGCAUUAAGGGUGAUGAGAACAUGAUUUGCAUGAGCUACAAAAAGUUAGCUGAGGAUGUGAAGCCGCAUAGUGUGAUACUCUGUGCAGAUGGCACCAUCUCAUUUACCGUUCUGUCUUGCGACAAAGAACAAGGUUUGGUUCGAUGCCGCUGUGAGAACACAGCAGUUCUUGGUGAGAGGAAGAAUGUCAAUCUCCCAGGGGUUAUUGUUGAUCUCCCGACUUUGACGGACAAAGACAAGGAGGAUAUCUUAAAAUGGGGGAUCCCUAAUAAAAUUGAUAUGAUUGCUCUGUCCUUUGUUCGCAAAGGUUCAGACUUGGUGGAGGUUCGAAAUUUGCUGGGAGAGCAUGCGAAGAAUAUCCUUCUCAUGUCAAAGGUUGAAAAUCAGGAAGGAGUGGCAAAUUUUGAUGAAAUUCUUUCCAACUCUGAUGCCUUUAUGGUGGCACGGGGUGACCUGGGAAUGGAGAUUCCAAUUGAAAAGAUAUUUUUGGCGCAGAAAGUGAUGGUUUACAAGUGCAACAUCCAAGGCAAGCCAGUUGUUACAGCAACACAGAUGUUGGAGUCCAUGAUCAAAUCUCCAAGGCCAACUCGAGCAGAAGCUACAGAUGUUGCAAAUGCUGUUCUCGAUGGUACUGAUUGUGUAAUGCUUAGUGGCGAAACAGCUGCUGGAGCCUAUCCAGAACUCGCUGUUCGAACCAUGGCCAAAAUUUGUGUGGAAGCAGAAAGUACAAUUGAUUAUGGAGAUGUCUUUAAAAGAAUCAUGACCAAUGCACCAGUGCCAAUGAGCCCACUGGAGAGUCUGGCCUCUUCUGCUGUUCGAACCGCAAACUCCGCAAAAGCAGCACUUAUAUUGGUCUUAACCAGAGGAGGAAGUACUGCAAAACUGGUGGCUAAGUACAGGCCAGGCAUGCCAAUACUAUCUGUGGUUGUCCCUGAGAUCGAAACUGAUUCGUUUGAUUGGUCAUGUAGUGAUGAAUCUCCAGCACGACAUAGCCUUAUUUUUAGGGGGUUGGUACCAGUUUUGUGUGCAGGAUCUGCAAGGGCUUCUGGUGAGGAGUCAACAGAAGAAGCACUGGAGUUUGCUUUACAACAUGCAAAAGCAAAGAGCCUCUGCGAGAAAGGAGACUCUGUCGUGGCCCUACACCGUGUUGGAACAGCAUCCGUAAUCAAGAUUGUGACCGUGAAGUGAUCAAUUUGAUGCUGUCCUCCUCACUGGACCUUUUUGUUACUUGGGGUGAUAAAUAAGUUCUCUUUUUUGUCUGCAAAAUUUUGCCAUUUGGAUGACAGAUGUGACUUGCUAAAAUUGAUAUGUUUCUUCUAAGUUGUGGGCAUCGACCCUUUUGUUGUUGCCCGCGAAUUUUUUUGACCUAAUGUAAUGGAAUUCUGCUAUUUUUGCCAUUUGCCUACCUAGGCAGUAGGUUUGGACAAGUUGGUGUCAUUUGAUUAGCAUUUGCAAAUGGAACUGAUGCUGUAGCAUUACCAUUUGGCCAGCAUUUGCAGAGGGAACUACUUUGGCAUUUUUUGGUUGGUUUUUGUGAAUGAAUCAACCACUUGGCAUUUUCUUGGU